Molecule: messenger RNA, 420 nt
Organism: Puccinia graminis f. sp. tritici CRL 75-36-700-3
Lineage: Eukaryota; Fungi; Basidiomycota; Pucciniomycetes; Pucciniales; Pucciniaceae
Exons: 7
Coding region: 1-420 (139 amino acids)
Source: RefSeq, a predicted model, not a curated record
AUGCUGCUUCAUCCCGGUUCACUGGCCAUUUAUGGCACACUUUCAAUACUUAUUGCAGAAAUACCAUCUCAAUGUUCUGGUGCAAGCUUGUCAAAGCGCAGUCCCAACCUUGAGGGAAUUUAUUCUAUGUUCAAAGGAGAAGAAGGUUCAAUGAAAUCGAUACAUCAAAUCCUUGGCGAAAAAAUGGGUGCAGAUCCAAAUAACCCUGAGAAGGUUUAUCAAAGUACGGUUAAAAUUAAGGCCAUAAGAAACGUUGCAAAGGAAAAAUUAGGAGUGGCCCCCAAAGUCACAGAUGUAGGUGCAAAGUAUCUUCAAAAAAUUGUUGAGGGUGAUCAUGAGGGAGCCAAGAGGACUUUAGAGAAGUUUCCAAGAGCAGGAUUAUAUGAUGCAUUUCGGGGAAUUUCCCAACUGAAUUGGUAA